Messenger RNA from Cuculus canorus (common cuckoo), 2697 nucleotides. Its product is annotated as acyl-coenzyme A thioesterase 1-like. The record is from RefSeq and is a predicted model, not a curated record. Gene Ontology annotation, molecular function: fatty acyl-CoA hydrolase activity. Lineage: Eukaryota; Metazoa; Chordata; Aves; Cuculiformes; Cuculidae. Bases 105 to 1364 code for a protein of 419 amino acids. The transcript has 3 exons. Gene Ontology annotation, biological process: fatty acid metabolic process; acyl-CoA metabolic process.
UCCGUUCCCGUGGUUCCUCUCGGACUUUGGGCAGAGGGUUUAAGGCUUAGAAAGCGAACUCUCUGGAGCGUCCCGUGUGUCCUCCCCGCAGCAGCCGAGCCGGGAUGGCGGUGCGGGUGUCGGUGCUGCCUUCGCCCCGCUGUUUGUUCGAUGCCCCCGUGCGGAUCCUCGUGGAAGGUCUGCAGCCGCAGCAGCCCGUCACCCUCCGAGCCAGCCUCGAGGACGAGAGCGGGGAGCUCUUCCAAGCCCAGGCUCGCUACAGAGCCGGGAGCAGCGGGGAACUCGACCUGAGCCGCUCCCCGGCGCUGGGGGGCAGCUACUUGGGCGUGGAGCCCAUGGGGCUGCUGUGGUCCAUGCGGUCCAGAGCGCCCUACAAGCGCCUGGCCAAGAGGAAUGUCCUCACCCCGUUCCGGGUGGACUUCGAAGUGUACGAGGGACACGGGGACGUGAGCUGCUUGCUGGGGAAAGGCACCAAUGAACGAUGGUUUAUAGGAGAGGGGGUGAAGAGGAUUUCGGUCAGAGAAGGUCGCCUGAAAGCAACCCUCUUCCUCCCUCCUGGGCCUGGUCCAUUCCCUGGACUUAUUGAUUUGUAUGGAUCCGGAGGAGGUCUUGUUGAACACAGAGCAAGUCUUCUGGCUAGCAAAGGCUUCGUGACCCUGGCUCUUGCUUACAUGGCCUUUGAAGAUCUCCCUGCUUGGCCAGAGGUUCUUGAACUGGACUAUUUUGAAGAAGCUGUACACUUUUUGCAGAAGCAGCAGCAGGUGAAAGAUACUGGGAUUGGUGUUCUGGGCUUGUCUAAAGGAGCUGAUUUAGCCCUAUCCAUGGCCACAUUUCUACCUGGCAUCAAGGCAGCUGUCAGCAUAUCCGGAAGUGGUUUUAACUCCUUCGUGCCCUUGCAGGGGAAUGGCUUCACUCUUCCUCCUCACCCAUAUGAUUUGGGAAGGAUGAAGAUGAGUGACGAGUCUGGCCUUGUAGAUUUUUCAGAUGUGCUAGAUGAUCACAAGGACCCAGCAACCUGGGAUUGUCGCAUUCCAGUGGAGAAGUCCUUGGCCAAGUUCCUCUUCCUGUCGGGACUGGAUGACAAGAACUGGAAAAGUAACCUCUAUUGCCAGGAUGCCAUUGAGCGCCUUCAGCAGUAUGGACGGGAAGUGGAGUUUUGCUCCUAUUCUGGUGCAGGACACCUCUUGGAGCCACCGUACUUGCCUCUGUGCCAGGCUUCAAUCCACAAAGUGCUUGGGAUGUUUGUCUGUUGGGGAGGGCAAUGGAGGGAGCAUGCCAAAGCCCAAGAAGAUGCAUGGUGUAGGAUACAGGCCUUUUUCUGGCAACACUUGACGGACUCGGAGAUCGCUAAGAGCAAGCUGUAGUGGAAGCUGUCAAAGGUGCUGACCAGGAUUGGUAUUUCAGCUCUCACUAAAUCUUGGAAAUUCAUUGAAAGUUUCCUGGCCUGCCUUCCUCUAAACCCCAGUACUGCAUAGUUCACUUUCAUUCCCCAAAUCAUUUUCCAUGUUUUAGUUGAAUUUGUCUUCUGGCCCCAACUACACUGUAAAUUGUCACCAUUUGAUCUGCCUGUGUGCUGUAGGCAUCUGAAAAAAACCCAGUAUCCUGUCAUGCAGAUUGCGUUUGUAAUGAGCUGUCUUUGCCCUCAGUCUCCUUUGGUAGCAGGGAAUACUCUCAUAGGAAGAGUUUUCCAUUGAGUUGUUUAGUCUCGCACCUUUAACUAACCUAGAUGUAAACAGCACUUUCUUGGGACAGCAUGUUAGAACACUAACCUUUCCUCUUGGUAUGUAAUUUCCUCACAUUUCUUAGUAAGAAGGUGCAGCAGUUCUGAUCUCAGCUAAGUAAAGAGGCGGCACUCUUUUGACUUAUUCUGAAGUAAAACAGUAACAUGUUUUUUCAGCUACCUCACAGAACAGAAGUGCAUCUUACUGAGGUUACACUGGUGGUUUUCCCUGCUGACUCUGUAUAAGUUCUGUACCAGGGUAAAGUUUUCACUGCACUACUCAAUAAAUCCAAUGUGUAUGUGUGUAUGCACAGUUUACUUGCAAUUAUCUGAAUGAAGCCUUCGACUGUCUUUAUGCUUACAAGCAGUAAUCCUGGUGUAGUCAUAAGUUGUCACUUCACCUGGCUGAAGAGUUUGUGUUCAGCAGUCCUUACCUCCUACUGGUAAGAGAAGUGAUGGAGUUGGCAGUAGGGAUCUGCACAGUCUCAGGAUGGGGGUCAUAUGGAUGUGCUAAGUACCUGCUUUUGAAUGUUGAAAGUCAGUUUAUCCCCAUUUGGGGGAGAAAGAAUAAAGCCACUGCUGUUGUUGAAUUCCCAGGAGCCCUGUGGAGCAGGCUAUCUUGGUGGUCUUGCCACUAUAGCAGAGAGCUGUGGGCUCGGUGAUAGGAAGUGCCACUCUUGAGAGAGGACUGGCCUUACCUUCUGGGGGAACUGUGCAUUAUCUCGCCCAUUACUGAGGUCCAAACCUGCCAAGGACAGCUGUCAUCUACUUCAUGCAUUUGUGAGAUGGUGGCAAACAGCAUCUGGCUGGCAUUUUCUGGCUAUCAAAUGGCAUCAACUGGGCAAAUUUUACCUCCUGCAGCAGUCAAGGCUCCCUUUCUGACCACAGAAAUAAGCAGGAGCUGGAGGUCUGUGCCUUUCACUGAGGCAGCAAAAUCUUGCCUUUGAGAGAGCAGUAGUCCCUGAUUUCCAGUUCCU